Molecule: messenger RNA, 2346 nt
Organism: Venustampulla echinocandica
Lineage: Eukaryota; Fungi; Ascomycota; Leotiomycetes; Helotiales; Pleuroascaceae
Exons: 2
Coding region: 1-2346 (781 amino acids)
Source: RefSeq, a predicted model, not a curated record
AUGGCCGAACCACCCACCUUCAUUAUAGGCCCUCCUGGCUUGGACGUCUGUAACGGCCAAGCUGACCGCACUUCAGUCCAAUCCCCCUUGACCACAAUCCGGCCUGACUGCUUGGUCAUCGGUGUCCUCAAAACAAACUGGGACGGUUUGGAACUUCACCAUGCGUAUAAGCUCCGCGAGUUUCCGGGCGGCUUCAAUCGCAACUUGCUCAACUCGUCUGGAGGCUUGUUUGGCGAUCUGCUCAACAAGACGGGCUCUGCGAGAGGUACCUCUCCUCUGAGCAACACUACCCCUGAGCACCUCUCCUGUCCCCUUCUGCCGGGCAAUCUCCAGCCUACCGCCAAUAUGACUUCUCUGGGCAACGGAUCGGAUGAGUCCGCCACUCCUAAAGCUGACCCCCUCAAGGACAAGGAUGACCUUCCAAAGAAACGAAUUCACCUCUCAUUCAAAGAGUCUCAUAGCAACGCUGAAGAUGGCAGCCAAGUUGGCGAUUCAACCAAGCUAAUGCAAAACCAUCCCGAGAAAAUCUCAGCUUUCAAAGAAGCCACUCGCCCUCCGCCAUCUGUCUUUCCGGAACCUUAUCCAACACCUACCGGACUUCCCGUUCGUUUACCGCCUCACACCCCUGAGAUCCAGGCCCUUGACGAUGUUUACAACCAAAAGGAGCACCCUACCCUUGACAGCAUCGUCGAUGAAGCUGUGGAUGAAAUGACAUCUCUGAUCUUGCAGCAAAAAAUUAGCGACCGCGUGCCUUAUGCUCAGCUUGCGAGUUCGCGAUUGCAGGCCAUCAUGGGAUUGCGGAAUGACUAUCAGUUUGAACUGCCUCAAACCCCAUCUGUGGCUCCGCCUGAGGAGUUGGAGGGAAAGAAAAGCUGCCUUGUGGAGAACACGAAGGGCGUUCAGAGUUCCGACGAAUUUAAAAGCCCAUGCCCAGUCAAAGAUGGGAUAGGAGUUAAGCGUCCGUUUUCUUAUUUCGACUUUUUGGAGCCCAAAGGAGAGUGCAAAGCUGCCACCGCGACCGCUGCCGCCACGGUUUGUACCAUGGUUUCUUCUCCGAUUUCCACCACGGUUUCUGAGACGAAUUCCACCAAAGUUUCGGAGACAAUUUCCACUACGGUUUCCGACACCGCUGCCUUCAUCACCAGGGUCAACAAACCGGAUGGUCCUAUGGAAUUUGCCAAGUGUGUCGAUAAACAGACGGGAAGAGGAUUGCGCAGCUAUCUUCUAGCAAUGGGGAAGAGGUACGGAAUACGGAGGGUUGAAUGCACACACCUCUCGUUUCAUGACUUCCGGCAAGAUCCGCGGACGAAGAAACGUAAGAAGGAUGCAAUGGAUAUCGUGUAUAGGGAGGAGGAUGGAUAUAAGAUUGAGGCUUAUGAGGUCGAUUUGCCUACGGUUCAUACAAAUACCGAAACAGGAAGAAUCUCAGAGGGGCACGAGACUUGGAUCUCAUUCAUGAUCUCCGUCCCGGAACUCAUCCUUAAUUACUAUUAUCACGCCGUACCAGCAGCCUUAUACUCCAACAAAAAAUUGCCAGAAUCCUGGGUCGUAUUCGCACUCCCACUCACCCACUGCGUCCAGUACGGUGUCGUGACAGAAACUUCUUACCCCAAGGAGCCGGUGUACUCUGCUGAGCCCCCUCUGACGGACCCAUCCCCAUCAACACUCUCCAAGGCUAAAGAGAAGGAGCACAAGCGUAUCGAUUUUGACCUAUCCUUCUCAGGGGUCCCUAUUUUCGAGUUCUCGGAAAAGCCAAAGAAGUUCCUAGAAGGCUGGGACAUCUGGUGCAUGAACAACGGCGAAUUGAGCAUGGAGGCCGACACCGAUGAGCAGAAUUGGAACGGCGGAAAUCUAGGUCAAUACUUAAGCAUCAGUGCCACCAAUGACCCUCGAUACCUCCACGAGGAGGUGGGUGAUGAUUAUUGGUAUCACCACUAUUUCACCAGCCUCCGCGACAAUGUCCAAGACUGGAAGGCCAUCCGGAACAUUAUGUCGGAAGGUAAGCUGAGGAUUGUUGCGCGAUGGGAUGAGUCCCCGACAGAGUUCGACGAUGUUUUAAAUACCGAUGUCGUUAUGUGGGAGGAACGGAAUAGGCUUUUCGUAAGCGACGAUCCGAGAAUUGGUGACGGUCUCGGUCUUCGUCUGUCCGCAAGCCAAAAGAUGAGGCAACCGGGUGGCUUCGGUCGUAGUAAAGAAAAGAAGGCGAAGGACAAGCCGGCUAGUCCGUUGCUACUUACGGCUUGCCGGAGACCAAGGGUUGAGAAGUCAUCAGCAAAGAAAGGAGGUAGGAACAAUGCGGAUGCCAAAAAAAUUGCUUCUGUUAAUGCUUGGAUGGAGCGGAGAUAG